UUAAUCGCGUCAUCCAUCCUCUAUUUUUUAUGCCAGACAGUUUACCCACUCUAUACCUUUGCGAGCGACCAGUAGAUCGCAAUCGACGUAUUGGUCACCCCUGCACUACAUACUUAACAUUUGUAACGGUUGGUAACAGAAAAUUACGACGUGGGACAAGGAAACACGGAUGUUUAAAAAAUGUUUAAAGAGUUACGAAUGUCUGAAAUUCCAGCGGACCAAUAGGAUGUGCUAUUAACUGGCUUUGUACGUGCUAUAAAGUACUGGAAGAGAUCAGAAGGACAUUCUAACACAGACAGGCUAGGAGUCUCUGUUUAACACAAUGGCAUUUAGGACUUGUAUGCUUUUUGUGAUGGUUCUAAGUCUACUGGAAAGAGAGUCACAUGCACAAUUGAGUGUGUGUGGCCAAGCUCCUCUUAACACCAGGAUAGUGGGGGGUCAGGAUGCACCCCCGGGCAGUUGGCCCUGGCAGGUCAGUCUGCACCUGAAUGGUCAACACGUCUGCGGAGGAUCCCUCAUUAACAACAAGUGGGUGCUCACUGCUGCCCACUGCUUCUCCAGCACAAAUACAGCCGGCUGGAGUGUUUAUUUGGGGCUUCAGCAGCUAUAUGGUACAAACCCAAAUCAACAAAUCAGAACCCUCAGCAGCAUCGUUCCUCAUCCACUAUACAACAAUUUUCCAAAUGACAAUGACCUCACUCUGCUGGAGCUCAGCGCCACUGUGAAUUUUACCGACUACAUUCAGCCCAUUUGCCUGGCAGCCAGCAACAGCACCUUCUACAAUGGCACUGCGACCUGGGUCACUGGCUGGGGAAAUGUUAACUGGAAUGUGGCCCUUCCCUCACCUGGCACCCUACAGGAAGUACAGGUACCAAUAGUUGGAAACAAUAAGUGUAAUUGCCUGUAUGGACAGGGCACCAUCACAGGCAACAUGAUCUGUGCUGGUCUGCUAGCAGGAGGAAAGGACUCGUGUCAGGGAGACUCCGGAGGUCCAAUGGUGGUCAAACAGGGGUCUGUUUGGGUCCAGGCUGGGAUUGUGAGUUUUGGCUAUGAAUGCGCCCAGCCCAACUACCCUGGAGUCUACACUAGGGUGUCUCGUUAUCAGGCCUGGAUCGAUUCCAUCAUCGCCACCAACCAACCGGGAUUUGUGACAUUUACAUCCAGUGGGACAAACAGUGACAGCAGCACCUCCUGCAGUUCGUCACCAUCCAUUACAAUAGCCCCAAGCACUCCCACCACCUCAACCACCACUGCCAAGCCGGAUGUAUGUGGUCUCGCCCCACUGAACAAUGGCGGCAGCAGCGGGUCGGUAGCAACAGGGGCGUGGCCCUGGCAGGUCAGCCUGCAGAUGAAUGGGGCCCAAGUCUGUGGGGGCACUCUCAUCGCACGGACAUACGUCAUCAGUGCAGCCCAGUGCUUCAACAGUUCACAACUCAAUAGCAGCCAGUGGACAGUGGUUCUGGGUACAAAUGCAUCAUUAGGGGUGUCCAACAUCACCCUUAGCAACCUGCCGGGUAACAACAUUGCUGUGCUCCGCCUGGCUACAAGUGUAACCCUGACCAACUACAUCCAGCCCCUGUGCCUGGGCUUGGGCAGCGUUGUCUUCCCCAGUGGGUCACAGUGUUGGGUGACAGGAUGGAGAAGCAUCCGAGGUGGAGUCCCAAAUAUUCAGCAGCAGAAUACAACUGUGGCAAAUUGUGGGAGCAGCGCAUCUUCCUCAGACAUCUGUAUUACAGCUGUGACGUUGCAGCAGGGUGAUGCAGGUGACCCAUUACUCUGUAAACAGGGGAGCACCUGGUUCCAGGCCGCAGUGAUAACGACCAACACCUCCGGCAGCACCAAAGCCGCCUCUCAGACAAUUACCUUAUCUAAGGUGUCUCAGUUCGCCACUUUCCUUCAGAAUACUGUUAGCAAUCUCCCUACCACCUCUGCUGCAGCAAUUCACAUCAACACCAUCAUUCCUUUCCUGCUGCUUCUCCUCUCUCUCCUCACCCCACUCUAAUCCAUCACCGUUCUGUCCAACUGAAACGAAUGUCAGUUAGUAGGCUUAAGGAGUUUCGCGCCAGAUUAGUUAUUGGUGAUUGUGGCUGAUUUGGAUCUCACAACAAGUGGCAUGCAGUAUAUACAUUUUGGCUGAAUAUGAGAAAAUACUAAAUUACUUGAAAACAGACAGUUCAACUUACCUCACUAACCACUUAAAAUAUUUGCAUGUCCAUCCAACCAUCAGGCCAUCCAUCUUUCCAGUCGUCACACUUAUCCUGAGCGAGGUCACAAUGAAAAGGUGUUUCAAUAAAGUCAAAUAUUCCCUGAAUGUAUCAUAGUGUAUUUUGAAAUGAAGGAAUGAAUCCGGAUCUGGAUUUUGUACAGAGAAUUUAAGGGAUCUUUUGUUUAUUUGUUUAUCAUCAUACUUUCAUAUAAUGCAAAUGAUCCCCAGAUUUGUAGAAGAAAAAUAUGACACCUUAUAUAUUUUUAUAUAUAGUUGUACUAUUUCCAGAACAUUUGCAGUUCAUUUUGAGAAAAUAGAUUAAAAAAAAUGUCCUUUUCAUUGGCUAUGAAUCAUUGUAUUACAGAGCUUACAGAAACCCUUUGUAUGCCUGCUGACUUCUGUGAAAAUGUUGCAAAUUUGUUCAUUUCAUGGUGAAAGCCCAUUGACCAGCAGUUUUUAACCGAUCUGCUACUAUCUUCCACACAGAUAUUUUCUUCUCAUUAAGUGUCGUGAUUUUUUUUUUUUACUCAUUCUGUUCUGUUCCCUCCAUUUUGCUAUUAUUUGCAAUUGUGGUUCUUGGUUCCCAAAGGUAUGCUAAAGGCAUACAGAUUUUUUUGGUGUUUUAUAUUAUUGCAAAGGUGUUACAAAUUACAAACCGCCCAAUGAAACUGCUUGUCAGUGAACCUUUUAACUCUUUUAUAGCUGUAAUUUGGGUUUCAGUUUUUUGCUACUUGAAAUGUUUUACAUAAAACUGCUGUUGGACUUUAAUGUGAUGUGUAUUUUUUUGUGAAUGGAUGAGUAAUAACAAAGUUUUGCAGUGUCUUACUGAAUUAAGCAAGCAUCUCAAGACAUUCUGUGAGCACUAUAUCAUUGUGAGAAGUGUCAUUUUAUAUGCAUAUGGUAGUAAAAAUAUAUUUUAAAAGAUAUGGGCUCAUGAUAUUUAAUGGUGAUAAAAAAUAGUUGUAAGUAUAUAUUUUAAAAAAAUAAAUAUAUGUUAGUAUCAACAAA
This is a messenger RNA of Brienomyrus brachyistius, 3214 nucleotides long. RefSeq names its product prostasin-like. The record is from RefSeq and is a predicted model, not a curated record. The transcript has 10 exons. The coding region runs from base 323 to 2002 and encodes 559 amino acids. Gene Ontology annotation, biological process: proteolysis. NCBI's taxonomy places the organism in Eukaryota, Metazoa, Chordata, Actinopteri, Osteoglossiformes, Mormyridae. Gene Ontology annotation, molecular function: serine-type endopeptidase activity.